AUGGAUUCCACAGAGCUCGCUCCGUUCCAGGACAAAUUAUCGUCUGCCCUGGUGCAGGUGACCCGUACGGUUGGUCAGCUCUCCUCGGAGGACUUGAACUUCCACCGCACUUCGAGCGCGGACUUCGCCGAGUCGCUUGACCAGCAGAGCGAGCGAAUUCUCGCGUUGACAUCUGCCGUGCUCAAGGCUGCCACCGUUGGAACCGAUGUUGAUGCACCAGCCCUUGACACCGAAGAAUCGCUUGAGGAUAAUUGGCGUGGGGUGGUAGACGUGAUCGACUCGCUUCUAGAGAAAGCCGAUGCUUGUCUAGACGAGUUCACGGGUGUGAUCAAGAAAUUGAGCCCGUCACAAGAAGAGCAAGCCCCGGUGGUAAAAAAGGCGCCCUAUUUUCCAACUAUCUACGACUACGGACCAUCCAAAAUCCCGAAGCCGCAAUUAUUGUUCGAUCACAAACCCGAUAAUGCCGAUUUUGGUCCCUUCCACCCUCUUCUCAAAACGAAACCGCACGCAACUGUGGCGCUGGAGAAGUCUCUGGAGCAACAGCAGCUCAAUGGUGCAGCCGCACACCCUCAUCCUUACGAAACCGAGAUUCGCAAUGCGCAGUACCCGCAGUCGGUGUACCAGACAUGCCCUCCAAUCAACUUCCUGCCUUUCGAGGACACCACUGCUACAUUCGUCGAUACUAUGGAUGGAGUCAAGGAAAUGCUUGAAGAGCUGAAGCAGGCAAAGGAAAUUGCGAUUGAUUUGGAACACCAUGAUGUGCACUCCUACCAUGGCCUUGUGUCCUUGAUGCAAAUAAGCACACGAAAUAAGGACUGGGUGGUUGAUACCCUAAAGCCGUGGAGAGAAGAGCUCCAGAUCCUCAACGAGGUUUUUGCGGACCCAAAGAUCUUGAAAGUCCUGCACGGAUCAACUAUGGAUAUCAUCUGGCUGCAGCGUGACCUGGGCUUGUAUGUGAUUGGCAUGUUCGACACAUUCCACGCCGCCUCUGCAUUAGGAUAUCCCAAGAAGAGUCUGAAAUAUCUUCUGAAGAAGUUUGUGGAUUUCGAAGCCGACAAGCGGUAUCAAAUGGCCGAUUGGCGUGUCCGUCCACUUCCAUCUGCCAUGUUUGACUACGCACGAUCCGAUACCCACUACCUUCUCUAUGUUUAUGAUUGUCUGAGGAAUGAAUUAAUCGAGGCAUCGACGCCGGAGGAAAGCCUCAUUGAUUACGUGCAGGAGCGCUCGAAGAACGAGGCGCUGCAAAGAUACGAACGUCCGGUCUACGAUGCGGAGAAGGGACAGGGCCCAGGCGGCUGGUACGAUUUGCUUUCCAGGAAUGCGGGAAUGCUCUCCAAAGAGCAGUUUGCCGUUUUCAAAGCCGUCCACCAGUGGCGUGAUGAAGUGGCUCGAGCCGAGGAUGAGGGCUGGCAGUGUGUGUUCCCCAAACAUGUGCUCUUCAAGCUUGCUCAGGCCAUGCCUCUCGACAUGGGUACCUUACUGCGGACCCUUUCGCCUAUGACUCCUCUUACAAAGGAUCGAGCUGCUGACUUACUUGCCAUCAUUAAGGAGGCGAAGAUUGCGGGUGCCACAGGCCCGGAAUGGCGCGAUUUCGCACCACCACCCAAAGCACCUGCAAACAUGGCUGAGCCUGAUAUGGAUCAUGUUGAUUUCCCUAUUGCUGAGCGUUACGAGACAUCUCAGUUCUGGGGCGAUGUUUUAGAAGCGCAGGAGCUUUCUGCUCCGGUCUCAUACUCCACUGCCGCAUCACUCGAAGCUCUACGACUUUCUCUUCCCUUACCCCCAAUGCCGACGACUGUCUCCCAGGCUCGUGAGAAGCUGGGUGUUUCCGCGAACACAGAAACCACUUCGGCUCCCAAGGCAGCUCCUGUACCCGCUUCGGCCCCUGAAGAGCCAAAGUAUUUCACUGUGAAAGAUCUUGGUGGUCCACGCAAGCGAAAGGUCGCUGCAGCUGUCACUCCAGAUCAGGAGGUGUCCACGCCCGAUAGCUUGGUUGAGUCAAUCAACGAGCCAGAUUCGACCGAGAAACAACGCAAGAAGUCCCGGAAGGAGAAGAAGGCCAAGAAGGCGACUCAGUCAGGCUCCCAAUCUGAGGCUGACUCAACCCCAUUCGACUAUGGUGCCGCAGAAUCAAUCCUCAAUGUACCUGUCGCAUCUGCGAUGAGACCCCAACCCAAGAGGACAUUCAACCCUUACGCGAAGGCGUUGGAAGCCCCUUCGGGUGCGCGCAAACAAAAGCGGGACGAUGCUGGAAAGUCUAUGACAUUCCGCAAGUAG
Penicillium canariense is the source of this 2277-nucleotide messenger RNA. RefSeq names its product exosome nuclease subunit RRP6. Gene Ontology annotation, biological process: histone mRNA catabolic process; exonucleolytic trimming to generate mature 3'-end of 5.8S rRNA from tricistronic rRNA transcript (SSU-rRNA, 5.8S rRNA, LSU-rRNA); nuclear polyadenylation-dependent snRNA catabolic process. The coding region runs from base 1 to 2277 and encodes 758 amino acids. The transcript has a single exon. The record is from RefSeq and is a predicted model, not a curated record. Gene Ontology annotation, cellular component: nuclear exosome (RNase complex); nucleolus. Gene Ontology annotation, molecular function: nucleic acid binding; nucleotide binding; 3'-5'-RNA exonuclease activity. NCBI's taxonomy places the organism in Eukaryota, Fungi, Ascomycota, Eurotiomycetes, Eurotiales, Aspergillaceae.